UCUUGUGUCGAAACUGCUGUUUCCGAAGAUAAAGUUGUGUCGUUUACAUCAGAUUAGAAACAUAAUUUAUACCUUUCAGACAAACAAUCGAAACUUAGUCGAUGUUUGAUAAAGUAUUUGAUAAGUGUAGCUGACGACUCGGGCAAACAUACCGAGGAUUAUCCGUCUGUAUUGGCUGCCUCUUGGCUGAACCUCUUGUUCAGGUAACACCUUUGCAUCUGGCCGGUGAUCCGGGGAAACCGCGUUCGUCUAAUAACAGCAGGAUGCGGCUGCUGGUGCUGGUGAGUCUGCUGUCGCUGUCGCUGUCUGCCGACGGGCAACGGGCAGACGAGGACUGGCUCGACCCCUACGACAUGCUCAACUACGAUGCGAGCACCAAAACCAUGAGGAAGCCUGCUGAGCCAACAAGCCACACUGAUGAGCCCCCCAAGAGAAGAGAGCUUAUUCAGGACCCGAGCCAGGCUGAGCUUACAGCCUGUCGUCAAGAAGUGGCGGAGCUGCAGAGAAAGCAUGGAGAUCAGCAGAAGACGAUCAAGCUUAUGUCACAGCAACCAACAUGCAAUCCAGUGUUCAAGAGAUUCCUUAGCAGGCUCCUGAAGGAAAUAAAAAGAGUUGGUGUGCCCAGUGAUUCCACAGAUGUUUUCUAUGAUGCCAAAGUCAAGCUGUCCAUGCGAGCCGUGGCAGAGAUUCAGUCCCUCUUGGAUGGUGAAGACAGAUGGAGAACAGGGGCUCUGGACGACGCCAUCAGUCAGAUACUCGUGGACCUUAAACCUCACGAUUAUGAGGCCUGGAAGUGGCACUUUGAAGACUCUUUUGGUGUCGAUCUUGACACUGUGUUAAAAAUCGGGAUGUUUGUUUUGAUUAUAUCAGCUACCAUCUGCACCCAACUCUGGUCAAAAGUCUCCUGGUUUGUGCAGUUCAGAAGGCUGUUUGCCGUCUGCUUCUUUGUCAGCAUCCUCUGGAAUUGGUUCUAUCUGUACAAGAUUGCUUUUGCCGAGCACCAGAACAAUAUAAUAAAGAUGGACAGUGUCAACGACAAAUGUACUGGAGUGAAGAAAAUUGACUGGAGCGAUAGUCUAAAAGAGUGGUUCAGAAGCACCUGGACUCUUCAAGAUGACCCGUGUAAGAGAUACUAUGAAGUCCUCAUGGUCAACCCCGUCCUGCUGGUACCUCCAACCAAGGCAAUUUCAUUGACCAUAACAACCUUCAUCACGGACCCUUUGAAACAUAUUGGGCAGGGAAUCAGCGAGUUUCUUCGAGCCCUCCUGAAAGAUCUGCCAUUCACUCUACAGAUCCCAGUCCUUCUCACUAUUGUCUUCUCAAUUUUGGUGGUUGUGUAUGGAAGUGUGCAGGCAGUCUUUCAGCAUGGCCUCAUGGCACCGCUACGUCGCCCUCGAAGGGAUCCACCGCCUCCAGAGCUGGAGGAGCCGCAACGCCGUCCUCUGAGGCUUGAGGACCGUCGUUACUUAGGAGGAGGUGACGCACCUGCACCUGAACCAGAACCAGAACCUGAACCUCAGUAUGUCCCGAGGCACCGAGUCCACAAUGCCCGAAUACAAAGGAAUAACAUUCAUCAGAGGCGUGUCAGAGAGGAGCCAGCACCCAUUAGAGUACAGACACUAAGAGCUGCCGACCCUCAGUACAGUGAGGAUGAGAUGGAUAAUCAGCGGCACCAGGAAAGUCCUGAGCCACAGGAGAAUUUAUCUGCUGAGUCAGACUCUGAAAACCAGCAGGAAAUGCAAAAGGAGAUCAAUACUGCAGGUGCUAAUGGUGGCGCAGUCAACACAGUCCAAUCAAAACCAAAACACACUAAAUCAGUUUCAUCACAAUCCAAGUUAAGAGGGAAGGAGGACGUUUCUCAAGAUGAAGCCAGCGGAGAUGGUGCAGGAGCCAGAUCUCAACCACCUGAAGAACAGUCUUCACAGACUGAUGUUCAUCCUGCAUGCACAAAUGGGAUGGUGAAUUUUCAACCUCUAAAUAAACUGGAUCCAGAUGUGUCAGCGGAAGACAGGAGACGCAUUGAGCUCAUUGGAGUUCCUGUUCAGGAGACGGGUCCAGCAGCUGAGUAGACGGCUUCUGUCAAAGCAGCAAGUUUAGUACCAGUAGGGUCUGGUACUCCAUGGGCUCGACGGUCGAUGGACCACAAGAACUGAUACCGUAAUGGAAUGAGAACCAGCACCAUGGUACCAAGACCACGCAUCAGAAUGAUGAUUUUGCUGUUUGUGGUUAAACUGCACUCUGUGAUUUGGUUUUGCAUGCUUAAAUUAUUCAAAGAGUGCAACAUAUUCUAUCACCUCUUCAAUAACGUGAGGAAAACCAGUGCUGGGAAAACGGGAAGUGUUUACGAUUAAUGAGUAUACUUAAUCUAGUUUUUUACUUUUUUGUACAGUUUUAAAUACUGACAGGAUUCACGGUCAUAGAAUAAAGGUCUUCCAGGACACUUGGCUUUACAGUCUACAAAUGAGACUUUCAGUUUUUAAAUUUAAUUUCAAUUUUAAUGGAAGAAAAUCUUUUUAUUGUUAAUAUAUUUUUGUAGCUCUUUAUUGUGUAUAGAGGAAUUAAAAAUAUUGACACGUGCCGAACAGUAAAGAAAUGUCUGAUUUUGACAUCAAGAAACCAAUAAAGAGCAUAAAGCACAGUUGGCUUGGCCAGUGCCGCAAAGAAUGUGUGAAUUUUAUAAAUUCAGGAACUGAUUAAAGCAAUUCAAGUAAACUAAGUGAGAAUGGUGUUAUUAAAUACAAAGCACAAAUGAAUACAUUAAUAUUAAAGCUGCACUCAACCGUGUAGCUUUUGACUGCUGCAGCUCGGAGGCAGCACAUCUUCCAGUUGGAACUCUGGUAUUCUAAUUCCCAGCUCCUCCGUGUGUUGGAAGUGUCAUCGGGCAAGACACUCAAAUCCACAUUUCUCCUGAUGCGGGGUUAGGCUGAUCAGACACAAUGUGUGCUGAAUACCGUGUUUAAACUGUUCAUCUGUGUGUAUGUGCAUGUACGCACUCUAUAAUAA
Molecule: messenger RNA, 3003 nt
Organism: Cololabis saira (Pacific saury)
Lineage: Eukaryota; Metazoa; Chordata; Actinopteri; Beloniformes; Belonidae
Product: chloride channel CLIC-like protein 1
Exons: 11
Coding region: 264-2069 (601 amino acids)
Cellular component (GO): membrane; endoplasmic reticulum
Molecular function (GO): chloride channel activity
Source: RefSeq, a predicted model, not a curated record